Messenger RNA from Spodoptera littoralis (African cotton leafworm), 835 nucleotides. NCBI's taxonomy places the organism in Eukaryota, Metazoa, Arthropoda, Insecta, Lepidoptera, Noctuidae. The record is from the annotation of a GenBank genome assembly.
AUGAAACAAAAAGAGUCGCUUGCGCUGUGGUUGUCCUACUCCGCCGCACGAUUGCGUUGCGCCACCGCCACGCUAUUCCCUGUGCGCCGCGUCGCCGCCGCCGCUCGCCGCUGCCGUCUGCUGCCUUGCCAGUCGGCGUACGUGAAUACGGCGCGGAUGCUAUCUGUGAAGUGCGCUGUGUUUCGCUGUUCGGACUCUGUUGAAGAGAUGUCGACGUUGAGUAUGAGGGCGCCCGGUCUGCAGACCACCACGGUGCUGGACACGAGGACGCUUCGUAUGCGAGGCGUCACGGCGCUCGAAGGCGUCAGAAGAAAUUUGUUUGGAUCUACGGAUCGAGAAGAAAACAGAAGAUUUGUUGAGAGAGAGUUGGCACGCCAAUUGGAAUUGGACAGCCAGAGAUGGGGUUUUGACUUCGCCAAUGAGAAACCCCUGCCAACUUCUCAGAGAUUCGCCUGGCAACUUGUUCCCGCGUCUACUAUCCCCGCAGCUCUCAGAAGGUCACCGAUUACAGUCACAACUCCUGCUGCGAGCAAACCGACGCAGGAGGCUAAAGUUUCGAGUCCUGAGAACAGCAAGACACAGAAGAGAAUAACAGAUUUCCUGAAGCCCCGCAAGCGGUUAUCGACGAGUGGCAAGAAAUCCCCCGCGCACGCGCAUAAGCACGAGUGCGGGCACGGCGCGCACAUCCGCCCGCCGAAAGUAGCACGACUUGCGCCCGCGCACCUCAAGCGCACCAGCUAGGUCCUGCCCACUGCGGAGACAACACAGAAUUGAACGAACAGCUUCGGCAGCUACAAACAGAUGUACGGAGCCUGGCCGGGCUGGCCGGACUGGC